Cordyceps militaris CM01 is the source of this 1629-nucleotide messenger RNA. RefSeq lists its product as uncharacterized. The transcript is spliced from 4 exons. Bases 1 to 1629 code for a protein of 542 amino acids. Lineage: Eukaryota; Fungi; Ascomycota; Sordariomycetes; Hypocreales; Cordycipitaceae. The record is from RefSeq and is a predicted model, not a curated record.
AUGGCCUCCAGAGCAAACAAUCCGAACUGCCGUAGUGGCCCCAGCCGUGGCCGAGGUGAUUGCCAUGGCGAGGCGGCUACGAGGGACAAAACCACACCACCUCCGAAGCAGUCACGCUCAAAAAAUCCCAGAAGACCACAUAUUCACAGACCCCUGAAAGAUCGAUUCGGCUGUGGUGAUACCAUGGAAUCUGCACAGCGAAUGGUUGAUAUACAACGCCGAAAUGCAAAGCACUUGUCACAGACUGAGUACUGUGGUGCACCGCCGUUGGGACAAAACCUGGUUCAACUACGGCUUGUUAUUCCUGGGGACCACCUCAUGCCAAAGGCCCUAGGCGACCUUGGGGUUCUCGACGACAUACGAAGAGAGCACCAGGUUUGGAUCACUAGAGAAAGAGGGUCGGAGACGUUUUUGGAUCUCUGUUCAAAGAACUCCAAGUCGCUUCACGUGGCCCUCAACGCGAUCAACGGAAGAAUUCACCAUAUGCGACUUUCCGAAGAAUCAUUAACCGUGCAGUACUUUACGCAGCUGCCCAAAGAAAACGCAGGGGUUGCAAUCAAGUUUGAAAUUGGUAAGCGACCAGUCGUCGAAAGCACCACAGACAACGCACGCGACGCUGAAUAUGGGCUCAGCCGGUUGGUCGCUCAUUUUGCCACGAUAUUGCCCUCGGCGGUUAAGUCACUGGCGGCUUUACCGGCUUUAAAAAUGCAAAUAAACUUCGGGUAUCUCAAGGUCUUGGCCAAACGAAAGAGUGUGGGAAAUCGGUUAUCUUGUGAAGAGUUCGAAUCUGCACUUGGGUCAUACUCCAGCCGUGGAAGGGGGUUGAGCAUUGACAACGAAAACAACAGGUUUCCAAACGUUGAUGUUGCAAAUAUCUUCGUAUCGUCCAUCCUGAACAAUGACGAAAUCGUACAAAACAAAGCAAACGUGGCAUUGAAGCAUCUUGUCCAAUUUGAUGCGGACAAGCAAACUGUCACUGCAGAUCUAUGGGAAGAAGAUGGAGUUGCCAAGGUAGCCUCCUCAAGAUGCACGGAAACAGAGAGCCACCCGCCACUAGACUGGAUUGUUUCGGCCCCGGCGAUGGAUGUUGACUGGACUAUGCGAGUCAGUUCCCACCCAAACUACACUGGUGACAAGAACGACAAACUGCUUGAUGCAACAACCAAACUUGCGCAGUCCUUUACCUUCAAAAUUAAUGCAGAAAUGCAUAACAGGCAGCCCAAAAGGUCAGGCGAAGUAGCCAAAGAGGAUAUGCAACGCUUUCAGCUCCCCAAAUGGCAGGCGUUGCCUCGAGGAGAUCCGACUCAUGUUUUAAGCAGUUUUCAACUCACAUCGUUAUUCAGGCUUCAGUAUCGCGAUACACCAUACGAAAUCGAGACUUCUAUAACACAGCAUUGGGCUAGGGUACCACUUAGCCCAGAGCCCGACCGUUUGAGCUGGUCCGUCUCGGUGCGCGGUAUUCAUUGGGAAGAGGCUCUGCACGAAUGCAGGAUUGGAGAAUCGUCCAGUGGCGAAGAAAAUCUUCUUCGACGGUUAUGGCCUGGAGAAGGUUCGCUUGAGGAGCGUCUGGGGGGAUUCCUCAAAUGUGUCUUUCAAGUACAAAACUCCAUUGUCACAGCACAGUCUUGA